GCUCGCACCACGAUCGCUCGGCCUGUCCCCUCACACAUAUAAGAGACUCCCUGUCGCACACCAGGGGCCCCAUAAUCUCAUCGCACAACUGCAUCUCGUAAUACCCUCUGCACUCAGCACCCUACAUCACUCUCAAUCACUCAUCAUGUCUUCCGGAGCUAUGCAAUCCAAAGUCGGCAACCCGCAGGUCUACAACGACGGUGACCAGAGGCCACACGGUAACCAGUUCGAGGGGCCCCCAGGCGGCAAAGCCGCACAGCAUGGACACAACAUCCACGACCCCAAAGACAACCUGACCCUCAACAACCGGAAAGACCGGGAGGAGGCGCUCGAGCGCGAGGCCGACCGAGAAGCAGAAUCCAAGACGGUCACCGACCCGCUCGCGCCUGCGUCGCAUCACGGUAAUGAGCCAUCAAGGGGCGCACAGGUCGACGCGGAGCUGCAGGCAGAUGAUGAGGCGAGCCUGUCGAAGAAGAAGCAUGAGAAGGGGUCGUUUGGGCCGAAUGUAUGAACCACCAACGCACAUGGACGCGGGCAUUGUACAACGACUGUAGCACUAGCACUCUGCACCUCAAGCAAAGGGUAGAUUCGUCUUGGACUUGUAAUUGUGAACCUACGCCAGAUCACUCAUAUUUCUGACCAUGUUAUCCUUGCGUCAAGCG
Messenger RNA from Rhodofomes roseus, 662 nucleotides. RefSeq lists its product as uncharacterized. The record is from RefSeq and is a predicted model, not a curated record. The transcript is spliced from 3 exons. NCBI's taxonomy places the organism in Eukaryota, Fungi, Basidiomycota, Agaricomycetes, Polyporales, Fomitopsidaceae. The coding region runs from base 146 to 511 and encodes 121 amino acids.